This is a messenger RNA of Helianthus annuus (common sunflower), 1558 nucleotides long. RefSeq names its product NADH--cytochrome b5 reductase 1. The coding region runs from base 506 to 1339 and encodes 277 amino acids. The transcript is spliced from 10 exons. The record is from RefSeq and is a predicted model, not a curated record. Lineage: Eukaryota; Viridiplantae; Streptophyta; Magnoliopsida; Asterales; Asteraceae. Gene Ontology annotation, molecular function: cytochrome-b5 reductase activity, acting on NAD(P)H. Gene Ontology annotation, biological process: electron transport chain.
GAGGUAAAGCAACCUUAUUCUGUAUCCGUGCAGAUAUUUUUCUUAUGAAUUUUGUUUAGUAUAUAUGAUUUUGGAUAUGGUGUUGGUUUCAAAUAAAAAUCUACACUAUUGCUUUCUUAGCGUUAGCUUUAAUUGAUAGUUAACUGGAUUGUGCAGUUUAAAUUAUUUGUUAAAUCAAACUAGUUUAUAACUUUCUAAGUGGAUUAGGCCCAUUCAUAUCAACUUAAAUUGAAAUAAUUGGUUUAAAUUGAGGAAUAUAUGGUGGGAAUGAAGGUUCAUAUCUAUGUUGUCAAAAGCCCUUUGCGAGUCUAGGCGACCCUCGGGUUAGAUUAUGACCAGAUUACGUUCUCGCCAAAUCCUGAAACUUUUCGUAAUUCUGUAAGUUCCAGGCAAACUCGUCAGAAACAGCCAAAAAUGGCCGGAAUCCACCGUUAAAUCCCAAAAAAAUAUAAGAUCGGUCUCGGUGUAUAAGAAAAUCAUCGACUUCUUUACUCCUACUGGAGCAAUGGAUCUCUUGGAAGCAAAGGAGAUCCAGGUCGGGCUCGCUGUUGCAGCCGUUGUUGUUGUUGCCACUGCAGCCUACUUUUAUUCCUCCAAGAAAUCAAAAGUGGGGAGCAUAGAUCCUGAAAAUUUUCGGGACUUCAAGCUUGUGAAGAAAACACAGCUUAGCCAUAACGUGGCCAAGUUCAGAUUUGCACUUCCUACACCUACUUCAGUGUUGGGUCUUCCCAUUGGACAACACAUAAGCUGCAGGGGUAAAGAUAGCCAAGGAGAAGAGGUUAUUAAACCAUACACUCCAACUACCUUAGACACUGAUGUGGGGUAUUUUGAGUUGGUUAUUAAGAUGUACCCACAAGGUCGGAUGUCCCAUCACUUCAGAGAGAUGCGUGAAGGUGACUAUAUGUCUGUUAGGGGACCUAAGGGGCGUUUCAGGUAUCAACCUGGCCAGGUGAGAGCUUUUGGAAUGCUUGCUGGAGGCUCCGGAAUCACUCCAAUGUUUCAGGUUGCUAGAGCUAUACUAGAAAAUCCAAAAGAUAAAACUCAAGUGCAUCUCAUCUAUGCUAAUGUCACAUACGAUGACAUCCUUCUUAAGGAAGAAAUCGACGGGCUUGCAACUAAUUACCCUGGUCGUUUUCAUGUGUACUAUGUAUUGAAUCAGCCACCAGAGGAAUGGACCGGGGGUGUCGGUUUUGUAUCAAAAGAAAUGAUCCAAACCCAUUGUCCUGCACCUGCAUCCGAUAUUAAGAUUCUAAGAUGUGGGCCACCACCGAUGAACAAGGCGAUGGCCGGUCAUCUAGACGCGUUGGGAUAUUCAUCAGAGAUGCAGUUUCAGUUCUAAACAUAUUGAGAGGGCCUUUACAUAUUGCUCUACUUCAACAUUUUCAUUGGCUCGAUUGGGAAAAUUUAUAGACAACAUUUUGACACAAACUAUGUGCUUCCAGUCUACUUGUUAAAUCUUCACUGUACUCUAUUCGAAUAAAGUUUUUCCCCGUCGUGGUUAACCAUAAAAACAUGUAAUUUACAUGUGUUUUGCGUAUCGAACAUUCUUAAACAGAAA